CUACUGCCAAUGUCUAGAAGAGGUCUAGUGCAGUUUGCCUCUGCGCCUUCGUGUUUCUCGUCGGUCGCUGUUACAUUAAGGCCAUACACCGCCAGCACUAUACUGCAUGUUGCUUUCUUGCAAUCAGAGAUACAGAGACUUUUCUUCCUGUCACGACAGAGCAGUUUCCGGCUCCGUUCUGACGAUGCACUCGCUGUCGCACCUUGGAAAGAAGAUCAGGUAUAAAGAACGAUGUAAGGAAACGAAUGAGCCAAGUCGCAUAAGGCGGGAUUCACAUUGUGCGCGUAAUUUAUAAUGGGCCGUGGCCGAAAUGGGCGCGAUAUCUGAAUGGGGGGCGUAGCCGAAAUGUAGCUGAAAUGCAAUUUGAGCCAAAUUCCUAUGGGAUUGGGGGUGUUUCGGCUACGCGUGCCCGAUAUGUAGUUUGGAAAGUACAAAGUCGCCACGUCGCCGAAAUGCCGGUUCUAUGUGCCGGAAAUUGAUUUUGGGCACGUACGGCUUACCGGCCACACCAAUUUCGAGCACAAUGUGAACACCACCUAACAAAACCCGCAGCAUAGCGCAAAGGCACAGGAUUCCGCCACACUUUGGGCGGCACACCUAGAGAGCUGGGCUUGAUAUCCGCGAGCAACGGUGUGGAAUAUGUAUGCAGAGCUGUGAGGCAGCAUUCUGCAGUCACGAUUCUGGGGGGAGUAACAGUAUAGAUAAAACAAAACAGUGCCAACUAUAACACUAUACGCGCACAUUGCGCAGCAUUAGUUCUUCUUCACCCAGCAGUUCUUCACCCGCCGCACGUCCGUUUGCAUACCAGUGCCAGCAGAGUGGACCAAAGAGCAUUAUGGCUGAGAACGGAGACGUUGAGCAGCCUGCUCUAGACCUCAAGGCGGAGGCGCGCGAUGGCGAGCGGCCCACUCCCAACCACAUCAAACUUGAACGCUUCAACACGCCCACUCGGAAAGUGCUGUUGAAGUAUGAUGACAAUGGAGACGGGCGCAUCGAUGCCAGCGAGAUCCAGACCGUUGUGUCCUCGUUGGUCGCGGAGAAGUUCAAAUCCAAGGCUUUCAAGAUUGGUCUGAUCAUCCUGGGUGUCUUCACCACCCUGCUGCUGGGCGCCAUGUUCGGCCUCACCUGGGCGGUGGUGGCGGCGCUCAAGGACACGCAGGUCAGCAGCGGCGGCGUGAUGACCACCAACGACGGCGCCUCCACGCCCGUCCUGACCGCCAACCUGGAUAUGACCGUGACGCCCGACGGCAAGCUGGUCUCGCGCACCUCCAACAGCACCAUCGCCACCACGCCCGCGGUCACACGAAGCGCCAUAUCGUCCGAGGCGCCCUUUGAGCUGCUGCUGAAGCUGCGCAACCUGGUGUUCGUGAGCCCCGCCGGCGGCCUGUACUCCGUUGACGUGCUGGGCGUGGCGCGCAUCCCCAAGACCACCGGCGGCCACGUGGUCCGCUUCCAGACCGCCUCAGGCGUGCUGCUGCUGGACCGCAACAACUGGGAGCUCACGGAGGCCAGCGGCGCCAUGCUGGAUGGGCUGUUUGGCGCGGCGGCGGCAGCGGGCGGCUCGGGCCGGCGCCUGUUGGAUGACGGCGUCAAGUUCUACCUGGAGGCGGAGGGCGGCUCCGUGAUGAAGUGCCCCGACCCUGACAACUACAUUGACGAGUGCCCCACCGACGACCUGAUCUACAAGUGGGUGAGCGCCGACUACACCACUCCCCUGGAGCCCGGACAGUCGGCGUCGCCGCCGCCGCCUAGCGCCGACCAAUCGGUGGGCGGCGGCGAUUGCUCGGGAGGCGGCGUGCCCAAGGUGUCAAACUGCUACGAGGCGAUUAUUGCCUGCAGCGCGAACACGCCUGACAAGAUCAACGCGCUGCUGGACAAGCCGUUUUGCGGCAGGAAUUGCGGCAGGAACCAGGAGGAGGUGCCGUUCUCCGGGGCUUUCGGCGUCUCUGUGGACCGCACCACCAUGUGUCAGAUGAAGGCCGGAUUCGAGCCUAACAACCAGUUUUGCUGCCCCUAGGUCUGGUAGGCGAGUGCAGGGAAGCGGGGAUCUUCAGCUUGUGCUGUAGUGCAGGUUUGAUACGAAGGCACGAAUGUUUGGCGUAGGUGUUCGGCCAAGGUGUGAGCGGGAGGGAUGGGCCUAAUAACAUCCAUGUGCACCGGCUGCACCCCCUUUUUCCGUGCUUUUGUGCUUUUCACGCGUCAUCAAUUCCCUUGAAUCAUGUUAAUUCAUCCCCAGACGACGUGGACGUAACCGUCUCUGGCCCAGCUGCUUCUCCGACUCAAUCAACGGCCGUGCAUUGGCUCUUCACGCGUCAUCAUCUCGCUUGAACCAUAAUUUAUUGUGACGCGUGAAGUGACUGGCAGCUGGACACAUUACAAGUUCGAAUACAGUGUGUGUGAUACGAGCGAAGUUAUGGAUGGUGUGGAUGGAAGAGAAGUGCAUGUCCGCAGCAUGGAUGCGGAUUACAAUUGAAGGGACAGCCCGACAAGCGGGGGCACGCCGUACCCACGCCGCGAAGGGCCAUCUGCGACCCAGAGAAACAACACCCGCCCCCUGGUUGGGAUGCAGCAUGAGGAUGGGAUUAAUCUUUUGUGCGUUGUUAAGAUCCGGUUGCAGGACGCUCGACUAUGAUUUGAGUUAUGAUUGCGGGCUUACAGAGGGGACCAACUGCCCAGGGUUGCUGCAAACCCUCCCGCUGGCAAAGUGGGUUAUGCUUGUUAUGCUAUGCUUAGUACGCAGGAAUGCGUGACGGAUUAUGCUUGGGCGCAGAUGAGGUAGAGUGUGCAUCUUCUUAAUCUUUGACGCCACUACGGCAGUACGGCACUGGCCACCCCAAGAGAAAAGAGGGUGUGUGUGUUUGGGCACUCCGCACAUGGUGGUGCGGCCCUCGGGUCGACUGUGGCCGAUUGCAUGUGCCAUGUGCAGUCGCCACGGCCCCUGAUUUAGCUGUAUUGAGAUGUGUGAUCAGCGGCGAAUAAAGUAUGUUUGCGCAACCGCGGCUUUCGCUCCUUGGCUCAGGCUUGGCUUGAGGAAAUGAGAUGAGUGCAGUCGUGUAAAGGCGGCGCUAUCAUGGCCACAGCAGUGCCCAGCAGCACUUGUGCGGGCAAGGGCAAGGAGGCGUGGGGGGGUUGCAAGGAUUGGUAGAGAGAAGUGUAGCGGGGGGGGGACUAGCUAGGGCCUAGGGGAGGCAGGCCGAGGCACGGGGCGGCACGGAUGGAGAGCCCGCUACCUGAGUGACUGAUUUCCUGCA
Molecule: messenger RNA, 3251 nt
Organism: Chlamydomonas reinhardtii
Lineage: Eukaryota; Viridiplantae; Chlorophyta; Chlorophyceae; Chlamydomonadales; Chlamydomonadaceae
Exons: 8
Coding region: 836-2017 (393 amino acids)
Molecular function (GO): calcium ion binding
Source: RefSeq, a predicted model, not a curated record